Molecule: messenger RNA, 808 nt
Organism: Cygnus olor (mute swan)
Lineage: Eukaryota; Metazoa; Chordata; Aves; Anseriformes; Anatidae
Product: protein-glutamine gamma-glutamyltransferase K-like
Exons: 4
Biological process (GO): peptide cross-linking
Molecular function (GO): protein-glutamine gamma-glutamyltransferase activity
Source: RefSeq, a predicted model, not a curated record
ACGCCCCUUUUCUUAGAGCCACCGGCACCAGUGGGAGAGGGGCACUGGGAGCACUGGGAGCUGCUGGGAGGCCAUGCCGGACGCCGACCCCCGCCUGGACCCAGGCCGCUGGGCGGCCGCCAGCUUCCGGCCGCGGGGGGUGCCCCCCACCCCCGCCCCCCGCCCCCGCCGGGGCUUCUGGCGCCGCCUCGGGGGGUGCUGCGGGUGCUGCGGGUGCUGCCGGCGCGGCAAUGAGGACUGGGAGCCCCCCCCCGGGGAGGUGCCGGGGCGGCGGCCCCCCCAGCCGAUACGGCCAGGCCUAUUGGCCCCCCGGGGCCUGGUGGUGGGCUCGGCGGCCAAUCGGGUGGCCCACCACACCUCCGAGUUCGCCUGCCCCCACCUGGUGGUGCGCCGGGGGCAGCCCUUCGACCUCCGCAUCCUCCUGCCCCGGCCCUUCGACCCCGAGGACGACAGCCUCUGCGUGGAGCUCACCCUCGGCCCCAACCCGCAGGUGGCCAAGGGCACCCACGUCCUCAUCCCGCUGGGCGAGACCUCGGCCACCGGCUGGACGGCGGAGGAGGAGGAGCUGGAGGAGGGGGCGGAGCGUCCCGGAGGCCCCGCCCUCCGCCUCUGCGUCACGUCCCCGCCCGACGCUCCCAUUGGCCGCUACCGCCUCAGCGUCAAGACCCGCACGGGGGUCGGGGAGUACGCCGCCCCCUUCGAGGACGCCAACGACAUCAUCCUCCUCUUCAACCCCUGGUGCCCUGGUGAGUCGGAAGCGUUUUGGAGCAAAAAACAACACAUUUGGGCAGUCUGGGGGCUCCUUGCG